Trematosphaeria pertusa is the source of this 831-nucleotide messenger RNA. RefSeq lists its product as uncharacterized. Lineage: Eukaryota; Fungi; Ascomycota; Dothideomycetes; Pleosporales; Trematosphaeriaceae. The record is from RefSeq and is a predicted model, not a curated record. The coding region runs from base 89 to 559 and encodes 156 amino acids. The transcript has a single exon.
AUACGAUGGACCCCUUUAGCGCCAAGCGGCCUAGGAUGCCUAGUCCACGGCAUGGAGCUUCUUCCCUCUUAGCCGCCUCUUGCAGCCGAUGCUUGAAUUCAUCUGGCAGCACCUAUCACGGGUCGCCAUCGCGUUCGACUAUGCACAGCAAAUAGAGUAUCUGAGGCUCAUCUGGAAGCUCCUGGAUAACACUACCCCCUCAAUCGACAGGGCCCAAUCAAGGAUUGCGGCCAGCCGCGAAAGGAAAGCCCGCGAAUGCCGUUGCCGCCAGCCCCACGGUAACACACCCCAAUGGGUCCGACGAUGUCUGAGUUCAUCUUUCCAUUGUGGAUCCAUUUGCGCAACCCUGCAGUCACUUCGUUCGAGAGCUCUGCGCAAAUUGGAUCGAUCAUUCUUAAGCACAGUCCAGCAAUUCAGUGGAAUUAAGGCACACUCGAAACUCUUCGCGAACCCCUACACUUCUCACAGUGCUCCAAUAGCCGUCCAACUUCGCCUUCCCGUCGUUCCGCCAUGCCAUCUGGCUUUCCCUGUCCUAAUGUCUUCCCGCUGUCCGCGCUGAGAAGGGCAAUACAUCCAGCAAGCGCCACGAUGUGGCAGCCCAAGAUAUAAGUUCAAGACAUUCCCCACAGGAGUCUCCCAGCAGUCAACCCGCCACUCGCAGUCCACCAUGUAUCGCCUGCUUACAGUCGCCUCUUCCCUCCUCGCCGUGGCCUCCGGCCAGCUGGUCGGCACCCAGCAAACCGAAACCCACCCCGGGAUGACCUGGCAGCAAUGCACUGCCAAGGGUAGCUGCACGUCCAAGAAUGGAAAGGUUGUGCUUGACGCCAACUG